Messenger RNA from Pichia kudriavzevii, 1242 nucleotides. RefSeq lists its product as uncharacterized. The coding region runs from base 1 to 1242 and encodes 413 amino acids. The record is from RefSeq and is a predicted model, not a curated record. Gene Ontology annotation, biological process: ribosomal large subunit biogenesis. The transcript has a single exon. Lineage: Eukaryota; Fungi; Ascomycota; Pichiomycetes; Pichiales; Pichiaceae. Gene Ontology annotation, cellular component: preribosome, large subunit precursor.
AUGUUACCAUUGCAUUCUACUAACAGUGUCGGAACAUACACCUGUUUAUCAUGCCGUAUUCAGUUUGUGUCUAUGGAGCUACAAAGGGUUCACAUGAAGACAGAAUGGCAUAGAUACAAUUUGAAAAGAAGAGUUGCCCAACUAACACCCGUUAGUAAUGAGAUCUUCCAGGCCAAAGUUGCUCAUAGCAAGGAGAACACCGAAAAGUACGAUGAUUUUGGGUUUCCAAUUGAUAAUCCCGAAGUUUCGAAAACCAAGAAAAAGCUCAACUCUGCUUCCUUGAGAUAUAAUUUACUGCAGCAAAGAGGUCGUUCCCAACUUGCUAAAAGUGAUAAAUCCAGUGUUUCUAGUAGGGAUACCAGUCCAGCAUUUUCGGAUAUAUCUGAUGUUUCGCUAGGCACCAUCAGAUCCAGAAGCGAAUAUGGCUAUGAUACUGAUGAUUCCAGAAAUGAACUAUUAUCAGAUAAAAAUGCGACUGAUUAUAACACGGACAACCUAAGUGAAAGCGACAGUUAUACAGAACAUGAUCAGCCAGUCGAGGCUAAUGCACCAUUGCCUUUAAAUGAAUGUUUCUACUGUGGAACCAAAUUUGAAACUUUGGAUGACAACGUUAAGCACGUCAUGGUGAACCACAGUUUGUACAUCCCAGAAUCAAAGUAUUUAGUUGAUAGAGAAGGGUUGAUUAGGCUUUUAUCGGAUACCGUCGUUGUUGAUAAGGAAUGUAUCAAAUGUGGAUUUAAAAGCAACAAAUUAAUGGGCAUAAGGCAACAUAUUAUUGCAAAGGGUCAUGCGUGUAUUCCCUUUGAGAGUAAAGAAGAGAAGUUAUAUUACGGUCAGUUUUAUGAUUUUAGUGAGCUUUAUGAAGGGGAAGAGGAAUUUGGAAACGGCAAUAGUGCAUCUUACGAUGAAAAAGACAACCAAUAUAGUUUGGGUAAACUCGAUGCUAGCGGCGUUGAGUUGGCAUUGUCGAAUGGUCACAAGUUGGGACAUAGGUCAAUGAGUAGAUACUACAAGCAAAGUUCGCCAAGACAGAGUAGGAGUAUGAGUGAAGGUGAGCAAACACUUGCUGUCAUGCGAAAAGAAAAUGAUAGACUGUUACAUUUGCAGGAAACCAUCAAACACAAUAAAGAGGUCAAAGAGGUGAAUAGACUAACAAGUAAGGUUACUAAUAAACAAUUAUCCACUAAUGCGUUACAAUACAGGAAUAACUUGGAGCACUAUAGAAACCAAAGAUUUGGCUGA